Molecule: messenger RNA, 3492 nt
Organism: Striga hermonthica
Lineage: Eukaryota; Viridiplantae; Streptophyta; Magnoliopsida; Lamiales; Orobanchaceae
Source: the annotation of a GenBank genome assembly
AUGUCAUCGGCGGUGAGGUCAUGGAGAACGGCGUUCCUGACCCUGAGGGACGAAACCCUGUGUUCACCUUCCGGAGCUACCGUCCUCCGCCUCCUCAACCAGCUCAUCCUGUCCCAAUCCAAUACCCUCAUAGCUGCCUCGCUGGACUUGUCGCCUCAUGAGGUUACUUCAGACUUCAUGCUGUUGAUGGAGUUGGCUGGGAACAUUUCUCAAUGCCAGAGCGCCGGAGAUGUUACUCAGGCAUUAACUGAAUUGUCUCAAUUGAUUCAUGGCAUCAGCCAUUGUUCUUCUUUGGAAAUCAAUUCAAAGUCUUGGGCUCCUGUGUUUGACUCUUUCAAAAGGAUAGUACAAGCUCUCAUUAGCAUGGGCAAAUCGGAUAGUGUGCUAGUUGGAAACAUUGCCAUACUUAAAGCCACGUUGCACUGUUUAGAAAGUAUACGAUGCCUUUUUGGUUUAUAUCAAGCAGCUGCACUACUCUCAGAAAAUGAACAACUACUGGCUUUUCUUCUUCAAGUGGUUGGUCAUUUUCAUGGGGAGUCAAUAUAUGACAAACAUAUAGUACGUGGAGGUGUAUGCGAAGUCCUAACAACCGCAUUUGCUAUGAUUGGAGAGGCAUACUCGAGACUGGGUUCUUCUUUACCAGUUGACGCAUGGCAGUCAACAAUUGAGGUUCUCAGAAAAGUUAUGGACAUUGUGGCAUCUAAGACCCAUCUAUUGGAGGAUAACAAUAUUGCCAUGUUCUAUAGUGAGCUACUUCGUUGUCUGCACUUAGUUCUGACAGAGCCAAGGGGAAAUCUGGCAGGCCAUGUGGCUGGCUUUGUAGCAGCAUUGAGGAUCUUUUUGCAUUAUGGUCUUUUAAAUAAGCCACAUGUUGUGAAUCAAGUAACUAACCACAAGAAAGAAGUUGGCUCUACUAGCAGAAACCUCCAUGUUGAAGUAUCAAAUAGAUCGAGAACUGGUCCUUAUAGGCCGCCGCACUUGCGAAAAAAAAUUGUGGGAAGUCAGCAGUUUAGCCAUGAAGAUGGCACGUUUUCUCCGAAACUUGACAUUGUAUCAUCGGACUCAGAUUACAGUGAUAAUGAUGGAUCAGUGAUGGAUAAAAGCAGUGCUCUGUUUGCCAAGGCUAGGUUAGCUGCUAUUCUUUGCAUCCAGGAUCUCUGCCAAGCUGACCCCAAAUCUUUCACAGCCCAAUGGACCAUGCUGUUGCCAUCCAAUGACGUGCUACAGCACCGGAAAUAUGAAAGUACCCUGUUGAGUUGCUUGCUUUUUGAUCCUAAUUUUAAGGUUCGGAAUGCAGCCGGCUCUACUAUUGUUGCAUUGUUGGAUGGCCCUGCAUCUGUUUCCCUACAGGUAGCAGAAUUUAAGGGGCACUCCAAAUGUGGGUCUUUCACAGCACUUUCUAGUUCUUUGGGGCAUAUCUUAAUGCAGCUACAUACAGGUGGUACACUGUAUCUAAUUAAACAUGAAACCCACAGUAGGAUGUUGGCAUUGUCAUUCAAAAUUCUGAUGCUUCUGAUAUCAUCUACACCUUAUUCGAGAAUGUCUACAGAGCUACUACCAGGGGUUAUCUUCUCAGUUCAAUCAACUAUCGAAGAGGGUUUUCCACAUCAAAGCGAUCGAAAUAGCUUGCUGGCAGCUGCUAUUAAUUGUUUAUCUCUAGCUCUUUCCGUGUCUCCUUCCUCAACUCAUGUCAAUAGUAUGCUGUUGGGAGAAAUUUCCACAGGAUCACUUGAAGGUCAGAAGAGGACUGGUGUACUGAAUAUCUUAUUUCGAUAUUCUGAACAAUUAUCAAUCCCUCAAACAAGUUUAGAAGCAUUUCAGGCUCUUAAAGCUGUGGCACACAAUUAUCCAAAUGUAAUGGCUUUGUGUUGGGAACAAAUUUCCUCAAUUACUUACCGAGUUCUAAGCUCGGGUACAGAUGUUCCUGUGAAAUCUUGGAGGGCUGAGGUUGAUAACACUGCUGCCCCAAUUAAGGAAAGAGGCACAACAGCUGCAGUCAAGGUUCUUGAUGAGUGUCUUCGUGCGAUUUCUGGUUUUAAAGGAAUAGAGGAUUCUUCAAAUGAUAAAGUUCUUGAUAGUCCAUUUACAUCUGACUACAUGAAAACAACAACAAUUUCAUCUGCACCAUCGUACAACUUAAAGAUCCCAACAUCUACUGAUGAUGAAUCUAAAGCAUAUGCUUUAGCAAGUGAACGCUGGUGUGAAGCAAUAAACAAGCAUAUGCCUCUUAUUAUCAAACAUUCUUCAGCUAUGGUAAGAGCUGCAUCAGUGACCUGUUUUGCUGGAAUGACUUCUUCUGUUUUCUUUGCCCUGCCCAUGGAUAAACAGGAAUUUAUUACAAGUUCUUUGAUUAACGCUGCUCUAAAUGAUGAGGUUCCUUCAGUUAGGUCAGCUUCUUGUCGAGCCAUUGGUGUUAUUGGAUGUUUCCCACAUAUUUACAAUAGUGUAGAGGUUCUGGAAAAGUUUAUCCAUGCUGCAGAGCAUAAUACACAUGACUCACUGGUUUCUGUGCGUAUUACAGCUUCAUGGGCCUUAGCAAACAUAUGUGAUUCUCUUAGUCAUUGUGGCGAUUCACUUGAUGCUGGUAGAGGUUGUGUGACAGUGAGAAGUGGUGAAUUGAUAUCAUUGCUAGUUAACAGUGCCUUGCGGCUGGCAAGGGAUAAUGACAAGGUAAAAGCAAAUGCUGUUAGGGCUAUGGGAAACCUUUCAAGGUGUAUCCAGUUUACAAGUCCACCACUUGUGCGUGAUGAUCCACUGGAUCGUAUUGCAAUUAAAAAUGUGCCCAAGGAUGAUACUGAAGAAAGGUCACUCUCGUUCGGUUCAGCUUCUACGGGGAGUCUCAAUUGGCUUGAGCAGAUGGUGCAGACAUUUCUAUCUUGUGUGACAACUGGGAACGUAAAGGUCCAGUGGAAUGUAUGCCAUGCAUUGCGCAAUCUAUUUUGCAACAGAACUUUGAAACUGCAGGACAUGGACUGGGCUGCUUCUGUUUUUAGUAUCCUUUUACUACUGCUUCGGGAUUCUUCUAAUUUUAAGAUUAGAAUACAAGCUGCAGCUGCUUUGGCUGUACCAGAAACUAUAGAUGAUUAUGGAAAAUCAUAUUACGAUGUAGUCAAAAGUGUGGAGCAUGUAGUUGAGAACUUCAAAUCUGAUAAGAUUUCAGAGCCUUCUAAUUUCAAAUAUUGGGUCGUGCUUGAAAAGCAGUUGACUUCAACCAUGUUGCAUCUGCUAAGUCUUGCUGCCAAGUCCGACCACCAAGCUAUACAAGGUUUUCUAGUAAAAAAAGCAUCAUUUCUCGAGGUCUGGAUUAAGGAUUUGUGCUCAUCACUUGGGGAAACAAGUAACUCGUUUGAUGAGGCGAAACACGUGGUGUCUAUGAAACAGAAAAGGGACACAAUAAUGAGAACUAUACGGUCACUGAUUGAUGUCUACGAAUGCUGUAAUCAUCGACAAAUUGCACAAAAGUUUGACAGAUUGACCACUAGCUUGUUAUAG